AGGCGAAGCCGCAGAUAAGUACGACCAGGAAUCACGGCAAUAAAUAGGCGGCCCUUCUUGCUGAUGUCUCUUUUAUUGCUUUAAAUCCCUACCUUUUCAAUUACUCACGCGUCUGUAGACUCAUCUGCAUCCACUGUUGCAAUGUCACUUCCCCUCCGUCCCAACGCCGCGGCCGCGAGCCUGGCCACCAUUCAUCCUUUCGACCCUCUUACUCCGGGCGAGAUCAAACUUGCCGUUUCUAUACUGGAGAAUGCCCUGCCCGGAGCUCCUCUUCGAUACAAGCGCAUAGACGUGCUCGAGCCCAUCAAGAAAGAUGCAGUCCCAUAUCUCGAUGCUGAGCGACAAGGGUCUCCGCUUCCCAAGAAGCCGGCACGCCUCCUGUUUUGCUACUUUCACCGAAAGGAUACGGGUGGAUUCUUCAAAGCAGUUGUCGACGUCGGAGCUAUGAAGCCAGUUUAUAUUAAGGAGCUGCCCAAAGAUAUCCAGGGUCCUGCCGAUAUAGAUGAGCUUAUUGAGAUUGAAGAAGUUUGCAUGAAGCACCCGGCAGUUCUGGCCGAGAUCGAGAAAAUGCAGCUCCCUGAGGGGUUCGCCGUUUGCAACGACCCGUGGAUCUAUGGGACAGACAGCAGCACUGAAACCCGACGGCUUGCCCAAUGCUACAUGUACAUCAUUGAGGUGGACCACCCCGAGGCCAAUCAUUACUCUCUUCCGUGUGCAUUCUCUCCCGUGUUCGACCAGGUAACCAAAGAGUUGAUCCGCAUUGAUCAACUCCCCACUGGAGCCGAUUCCGCCACUCAACCAACGCAGCCAUGGAAGCCGGUCAAGUGCGUUCACUAUGCUCACGAAUUGCUGGAUGAGCCCCUGCGAACGGAUCUGAAGCCCUAUAUCGUCAAGCAGCCUCAAGGGCCUUCGUUCUCCGUAAACGGCCAUGAGGUGUCGUGGCAAAAGUGGCGCUUCAGGGUCGGAUUCACCAACCGCGACGGCUUGGUUCUGUACAACGUCACAUACGCUGGCCGUCAGACCUUCUACCGCCUGUCCAUGUCCGAGAUGACUGUGCCGUAUGGUGAUCCCCGAGCGCCGUACCACCGAAAGCAGGCUUUCGAUGCCGGAGACGUCGGUUUUGGCAUCACCGCAAACCAGCUUGCCCUUGGCUGCGACUGCCUCGGUCAUAUCAAGUACUUUGAUGGCUACAGGACCGACUCCAAGGGCAAUCCUGUCCACCUUAAGAAUGUCAUUUGCAUGCACGAGCAGGACAACGGCAUUCAGCACAAGCACACCAACUACCGCAACAACGCCGCCACCAUUGUCCGCAACCGACAGCUCGUUGUGCAGAUGAUCUGCACAGUGUCCAACUACGAGUACAUUCUUGCUUGGAUUUUCGACCAGGCUGGGAACAUCGAGCACGAAAUUCGCGCGACUGGAAUUCUCUCCACCAUGCCCAUCGACAACGAAACCGGUACCAAGGUUCCGUGGGGUACCAACGUCGGGCCUGGCGUGAUGGCUGCGUAUCACCAACAUUUGUUCUCCGUCCGCAUUGACCCUGCUAUUGAUGGGCACGAUAAUACUCUCUACUAUGAAGACAGUGUUCCGAUGCCUGUUGACAAGGAACUCAACCCCUUCGGCAUGGGGUACGUCUCUACGCAGACGGUUCUCAGUAAAGCCGGUUUUGCAGAUCUGAGCGUCGAGAGGAAUCGCGUCUUCAAGAUCCGCAAUGACAGCAAGAUCAACGACGUAUCUCUGAAGCCAGUUGCUUAUAAGCUGCACUCUGUGCCCAGCCAGAUGCUCAUCAUGAGCGAGGGCUCCUUCGCACGCAAGCGUGCAACCUUUGCGGAGCACGCCAUGUGGGUGACCAAGUACCAAGACGACGAGCUAUACGCAGCUGGAGAGUUUACAAACCAGAGCAGGGUAGACACUGGCCUUUCUGAGUGGGCUGCUCGCGACGACAACGUGGAGAAUACCGACAUUGUAGUGUGGCACACCUUUGGCCUUACACACAAUCCGCGCCCGGAGGACUUCCCGGUGAUGCCUUCUGAGAGGGUGAGCUUCAUGCUGAAGCCUGAUGGCUUUUUUACCAAGAACCCUGCUCUGGAUGUCCCUCCUAGCACGCAGUCAUUCAAUCAGUCGAAUCUCUACGAGGAUUCUUGCUGCAGCGACAAGUCGAAGCUUUAAGUUGUAUCCGACUGCCCAUUUUCUUUAGGUUAUCGGGUCAAUUUGGUAUUGUAAAGGGUCGAUGAUGCUCAAGAGUGGGAUUAGAUUCCGUUGAAUAUAGCCUUGCUAUGUGUAGCGCCAGUACGGUCAUGUUAUACGGUAUAACGAAUCGUUACAACGCUCAAUGCACCACUAUUCGCAUUAUGUUUCAAUAAUACGGAAUGAAGUUACCUG
Messenger RNA from Ilyonectria robusta, 2382 nucleotides. RefSeq names its product copper amine oxidase. Gene Ontology annotation, molecular function: quinone binding; primary methylamine oxidase activity; copper ion binding. Gene Ontology annotation, biological process: amine metabolic process. The transcript is spliced from 3 exons. The coding region runs from base 142 to 2169 and encodes 675 amino acids. The record is from RefSeq and is a predicted model, not a curated record. Lineage: Eukaryota; Fungi; Ascomycota; Sordariomycetes; Hypocreales; Nectriaceae.